Messenger RNA from Colletotrichum chrysophilum, 1563 nucleotides. RefSeq lists its product as uncharacterized. Gene Ontology annotation, biological process: polysaccharide biosynthetic process. Lineage: Eukaryota; Fungi; Ascomycota; Sordariomycetes; Glomerellales; Glomerellaceae. The record is from RefSeq and is a predicted model, not a curated record. Gene Ontology annotation, cellular component: membrane. The coding region runs from base 1 to 1563 and encodes 520 amino acids. Gene Ontology annotation, molecular function: acyltransferase activity, transferring groups other than amino-acyl groups. The transcript is spliced from 2 exons.
AUGAACGGACACGCUGCCUCCAAGGUGUCGCUAUCACACGAAGAGGGUAUGGGUCUGUUGGACGAGAAGACGUUGUCCGACGUCGAGAGCGAGAGCGGUAGGGCCGACCUCGAAGUCCGCUUCGCGAUACCGCGAUGGUCGACACUAGCAAGAGGCGUCGUUGGCUACGUGCGGGCCGUGCCAUGGAGGGUCACGCUUAUUCGAAGCCUCAUCUUCCUACUGCCCAGUUUCGUUCAGAGCCGGUUUACAAGAGAACGGAGUCGUCCCGAGAAGCUGUUCCCGACGUCAUACCUCGACGGCAUGCGAGGACUCGCCGCGCUAUUCGUCUUCUUCUGCCACUACUUUUACCAAGCCUUCAUCAUCGCCGAGGGCUGGGGUUCAUCAGAAAAGAACUACCACAUUCUCAAGCUGCCAUUCCUCCGACUCUUCUACCAGGGCCCGCCAGCCGUCUGCCUGUUCUUCGUCAUCUCCGGAUAUGCACUUUCACUGAAACCGAUCAAGCUCAUCCGGAGCCAAAAAUGGGAUGAGUUCUCCGCGACAACGACAUCCCUCAUCUUCCGCCGAUUCAUCAGACUCUACAUGCCCACGGCGAUUUCCACCUUUGGUAUCAUGCUCAUGCUGCAGAUGGGCGUCUACGAAUGGACGAGAGACUUUGCCAUCGAUCGCAAGUGGCACAAGAACGUCAUGGAACCUCACCCCAAGCCAUUGGAUACGUUCUCCGAGCAAAUUUGGGAUUGGGUGUGGAGCAUGUUCAACUUUGUUCACGUCUUCGGCUGGGAGCGGUUUGGUGGAAGCACAUCCUACGACGUCCAUCUCUGGACUAUUCCGGUUGAGUUCCGCUGCUCGAUGUACCUGUUCGUCACUCUCAUCGGUCUGGCCCGUGUUCGCACAGGACUUCGCUUCCUUUUCCUCUGGGGAAUCAUCGCCUUCACCUACCGCAACAACCGCUGGGAACUACUCCUUUUCUACUUUGGUAUGAUGCUAGCUGAAUACGACCUCAUCCUCGGAAACCACAACAACAACCAGCCGCCCGCUGCUCUGCCGUUGAACGAGGCGCCGCCGCAAAAGAGCAGGUUCAAGGGUUUCCUUUGGGCGAUGUUGAGCAUUCUCGCUCUGUACCUCAUGUGCCAGCCUGAUAUCAACUACGAUGUCACUCCUGGCUGGGUCUGGCUUUGCUCCUUCAUUCCCAAGUGGUGGGAAGAGGAAGGUUACCGCUUCUGGCAGUCCAUUGGAUCUGUUCUCUUCGUUCUCGCCGUCAGCCAUUCGCCGAGAUGGAAGUCCUUCUUCAACACCGCGCCCGUCCAGUACUUCGGAAAGAUCAGCUACGCUCUCUACCUCAUGCACGGCCCAGUGAUGCACACUGUCGGCUACACCAUUGAGAGAUUCGUUUACAGCCGCACGGGUAUUGAGGGAUACUGGUACAACACCGGCUUUGUCAUUGGGUCUUUCGGAUGCAUCCCCGCAGUUAUUUGGGCCGCGGACGUUUUCUGGCGGCUCUUUGAUAUCCCGACGGUGCGGUUCGCAAAGUGGUUUGAAACAAAGUGCGCCAUCAAGCAACAGUAA